Messenger RNA from Megachile rotundata (alfalfa leafcutting bee), 6701 nucleotides. RefSeq names its product death-associated protein kinase 1. The record is from RefSeq and is a predicted model, not a curated record. Gene Ontology annotation, biological process: protein phosphorylation; positive regulation of apoptotic process; intracellular signal transduction. Lineage: Eukaryota; Metazoa; Arthropoda; Insecta; Hymenoptera; Megachilidae. Gene Ontology annotation, molecular function: protein serine/threonine kinase activity; ATP binding; protein binding. Gene Ontology annotation, cellular component: nucleus; cytoplasm.
GGAGUUUUGAAAAUUUGAGAGUUUGAAGCUUUAGAUAUCUGGAUCACUGAGUAUAGGUGCUGACAUGCGUAGAACAAACAGAAAUUUGUCGAUGAGUACGAUCUUUCGUUGAACAGAAUAUAAGUAUGAAUUUUAAGGAAGGUGGCGUUUCACGCGACACAGGUAUAUCGAUUGUAUGUGUGGGGUGGCCGGCAUGAGUGAAGGCCGACGAAUGGGACAUAAUUUUCGUAACGGCUCUUCGCGAAUCUUAGAACUGUUCGGAUAAACCGGAAUAAACUGAACGAUGAGCAUGAACGUGAGAUGAUGCCAGGCACGUCUCGCCAAUUGGGAACUUUGAACGGUGGUAAAACUCUAUUUUCUUUUAACCGUUUCUGAUCUUCGUAUGUAUUAUCGUAAUAAUGUUUCUGUUAAGGUUGGCAGAUGUUUAAUAGUUUUUCAUAAUUUAAUACAAUUGAGGGAUGCAAAGCGGUGUCAGCGAUCUGUUUAAUAUACGAUUAUUGUCUUUGUAGUAAGAUUACAUCCACGUGGUUAAACGUGUACGGAAGUGAUUUUCGUAUCUGUUUACUACAAGAUUGACAGGUGUCUUACGUUUCGUUGGUUGUACACAUCAGUUGUUAAUAAAUAAAUAUUACUUAAUAAUUUAUACCUAUCCAUCAAGAAAGUUCAAAGAGAACGUUUGUUGUUACUGUUUCUUUCUGAUAAUGAAUAUUUGUCCUGAGUGGGACACUUUGAUGGAGGUUCAUCAUGAACCAAUUGAGAAAAAUUAUAAACUAUUGGAAGAAAUUGGGAAAGGACAAUUUGCAAUAGUCCGAAAAUGUAUGGAAAUAAAGACUGGAGAACUGUAUGCUGCCAAAAUUAUGAGAAAAAGACGUGUUGCCAGAGGUGUGGCAGCAGCAGAUAUUGCACGAGAAGCAGGUUUGUUAGCAAGGUUGAGGCACCCAAACAUUGUUUCAUUGCACAAAGUUGUAGAUACAGGUACAACGGUUGUUUUACUGUUAGAAUUAAUUUCUGGAGGAGAACUCUUUCAUUGGGUCCCAUCUGGUGAAUUAGAAGCUGCACAUGUGGUUCGUCAAGUUUUGAUGGCACUUAAUCAUUUACAUUCUCAUCAAGUUGCUCAUUUAGAUAUCAAGCCUGAAAAUAUUCUUCUAUCAACCCCUCCACCGAUGCCAAGUAUAAAGUUAAUAGAUCUAGGUCUUUCACAUCGAUUAAUACCUGGGUCAGAACACAGAGCACUAUUUGGUACACCUGAGUUUGUUGCUCCAGAAAUUGUAAAUUAUGAACCACUCAGUUUAGGAACUGAUCUUUGGGCAGUUGGUGUUUUAACAUACAUUCUUUUAAGUGGUGCAUCACCAUUCUUAGGUGAAGACAAACAAGAAACUUAUGCAAAUGUUGCUGCUUGUCAAUACCAGUUUGAUAAUGAGUAUUUCAGUACAGUAUCUGAAAUUGCCAAAGAUUUCAUACGAUCCUUGUUGAUCAAGGAUCCAAAAGAAAGAGGAACUGCAGAAUCGUGCCUUAAACAUCCUUGGAUCCUCACGGAAUCAGAAGCCUCUCAAGGUCUUGGUGAAGCUAUGAUUAGCGCUGUUAAACGAGGCUGUAUUGAGGCUGUUUCUCAGUUAUUACUGCAAGGAGCACCACUGAAUGUAAAAGAUUCUAAAGAAGAUACACUUUUACACUUAGCAUGCGAAACAGGAGAUGAAGGAAUGGUAACUUUUUUAAUAGAAAGUGGGAUAGAUCUGGAUACACCAAACAAAAAGGGCUUAACACCACUGCACGUAGCAGCUAGGCAUGGUUUCAUUAAUCUUGUUAGACACUUGUGCCUUGCUGGUUGUGACGUUGACAAGACAAAUCGUGGGAUUAGAGCAGAUGUAACAGCAAUUAAAUAUGGACAUCCUGAUAUCGCAUCACUGUUGGAUAAGCUCCGAAACCCGGUUCAACGCGAAAAUUACAUCAAACAGCUGCAACCAACACACAGACCAAUAGAUCGUUUACACAUAAGACUUUUAGGACAUUGUGCAUCGGGAAAAUCAUCUCUAAUCAACUCUUUAAAAUCAGGACUCUUCAGUUUUGGAUUUUUCAGAAGAUCAAGAAGUCAGAAUUAUACUGCAAAGAGAGAACCAAGUAUCGAACUAGACGUAACUAGUAAGCAUGGGUCACUUAGUUUUGAAUACAGUGACAAUGAAUAUGAAGGCACACAAGGAGUAGAUUGGAGUCGUGGUAAUGUAGGUGGAGAAUGUAUCUUUUGGGAAUUGUGCGGUCGUGAAGACUUCUUAGCAUCAUAUCACUAUGUACUUACUUUUCAACAACCUGCCGUACACCUUAUCACUGUCAGUCUUAGAGAACCUCUUACAGUACAACUUCAACAAGUCAAAUUUUGGUUGCGAUUUAUUUCAGAUCGAAUUGCACCUACUAAUUUUGGUUUUGGCGGCAAAUACAAUGACGUUAAAGUAAUCUUAGUUGGAACUUAUGCUCCAGAACCCCUUGCCCCAAAUUCAAAUAGUGGUAAUCUUCUUGCACCACUUUUACCUUUUUUGAAAGAGUUUACACCAGUUUUGGGAGAUGAACCUCAAAUGGUCGCAGUAGAUGCAACUAACCCUUCUAGUCCUGGUCUAAAACUUCUAAGAUCUUACUUGAAUAAUGCAAGGAUGGAGUUUUUAGAGGAAGGACCGGAAGUUGCAGAAAGUAUUCUUCGACGUGACACGCCGCGGGCCGCGGCCUCGUAUGUGCCCUUGGCGAAUCUUGAUAAACAGAGCGCAUUAGUGUGGACCGGUCUUGCUGAAGCUUGGAGGUCGUAUGUGCAAUCUUUAGAGGUACCUCUGGUAAUGCUUACACAGGAGGAAUUUUUGAGGGAAGUGAGAAAAAUUAAUCCAUUAGUUUGUUUAGAACAUUGUAGACAUCUUGGAUUACAGUUACAGAAUUUAGGGGAAUGUAUGCUUCUUCCUGGAAAUUUAAUAGUUUUAAGUCCAGAAUGGUUUUGGCAGGAUGUCAUAAAUUGGCAAUUAAGUCCUGAACAGAGGGGUCGUCUUGGAGGUCGUACAACAGGAGUUUAUGCUUUAGAGGAUUUUCAGGCUCGCUGUCCUUGUCCUGCAGGACAAGCUUUACAAGCUCUGCAAGCUGUAAAUUUAUGUGUGCCGUGUGAAGUGGACGAUGAUGAAGUAGAAUAUGAAAUACCGUGUUUGAAUCUCGUUGAACGUUUACCAGGAUUAUGGGAGCCAUGGAACCCAUGUUCCAAUGUUUUACCUCAUACUGGUCUUCGUCUUUCUCCAUCCGAAGCACCUUUAUAUCAUUUAAUCGCAAUAUUCCCACACUUGCAAUCACAGUUAAGGAAAAUCACUCAGUCGUGGGAUCCAUCAAAUUCAGAUUUAUAUCAAUGGUGGCGUGGAUCAAAAUUAUGUAUCGGACCUUGCGAAAGUAUAAUCACUUUUGAAGACGAAGACCAAAGUUACGUAGAAAUAAGAGUGCGUGGUCCACGAGGUACCAGUGCUCAGUGUUUUGCUCUGCUCAGUAUCAUUCUCGAUGCUGUUGAGACAACUAUAGAGUUAGUUGCUCCUGGGAUGUUACUAGAAAGACAUUGGUUAAGUCCUAGUCAGCUGCGAGAAUAUGAUGAAAUUAUACAUUCCUGGGAACCAGCACCGAUGAUAUCCGCGUUGAUAGAUAAAGGUCUUGAAGAAGCUACUCUCAAAAAUCCUUUGAACGGUAAAGAAGAGACGAUAUGGGAAAUAGUAGGAUGUGGAUUACCUUUGAUAGAAAAUUGUCUUCCUGGACCAAAACAGCCAAUAAAGUAUAUCAAACCUGCCGUUCAAAGAAGAUUAGCUCAGAUGCUGGAUCCUCCUGAUCGUCACGGUAGAGAUUGGUGUUUACUCGCUGUAAGACUUGGUUUGGGAGAUCGAGUCGCUCAGUUAGAUAGUACAGUAGAUAGUCCAACAUUAAGGUUACUUAACAAUGCAGGCACCGAUUGCACUGUAGGUUCUUUAAUACAGCAGCUACGAGCUCUUGAUCGAGAAGAUGCUGUACACCUUUUGCUUUCUUAUACACCAACAUACAUAUUAUCAACAGGUACUGAUUCCGAAACAGGAUCUAAUCUUUCCAGAUGACAAUGUUGCAUUUAUCAAUGGUGCGUUAAUACUUUUUAAGAACGGAUUUCUGAAGCAAAUUUUUUCCCAUAUGAUGGGUUUGAUAGACUUAUUACAUCACUGCUUCCGCCCAACGUAAAUUGUGCAUUGCUCUUUAAGCUCUAAGUACUUACGUGCAUUAUGAUAGUACAUUUUCUGUGUACUUCGUUAGAAGUAUGUUCAAAUGCACACGCACUGAUAUGUACUUUUAUAUACAAAACGUUAGAAUGCACUUUGAGUGGCACAAAUUUCUUUUAAUAUAACGUACGUAUAUCUUAUAUUCGAUAAUGUUGCAUAAUUUACGUCAAUUUGCGUAUGUUUUUCUUACGGAGUUUUUUACAUUGCUAAAGUGAAUAAUUUAAGUAUACUUGUUAGCAUAAUAAAAGAAAAGUAUUUAUAAUGCUAUGUUUCUGUUAGGUUUUGAAAUAUUUACUUAAUCAGAUUUAUUACAAAAAAAUGAUUUUUAACGACUAAAGUUUCUUUUUUACGUUUAUAGUAUACUUGUAAGCGUUUGUAUUGUGAUAUUACAUCGUACGAUUAAUUGCAUCGUUCAUCGAGUCUCUUAAGUGAAUUUAUAUUAUACAAAUAAUUCUAAGUAAUAUGUAUGCACGCGUGUGACCCAUACGAAAAUGCAUUUACACACUGUGAAACACGAUAUUAUCGUAUUUGAUACUAAUAUUGUUUUGAAAGCUUUUCUUGAUAUGCAUAUAUACUAUACCAUGCCAAAACUCAGUGUCAAUAUGCGCUGCUUUCUAUGAUAUUUAGAAACUAUUUACGCGAGAAAGAAGUGAAACAGUUCGCACAAUUAUUUGCUUUUUCUACAUCUAAGUAUGGAAGCUCUAUUCUUACAUCUUUUACUAAAUCGACAUUCUUACGAUGUUAUGUGCCAUAAACGAUACUUGCUCAUCGUACUCAAGCGAUCAAAUGUUUCUCUGGACUCUCAAAAUUCAUCCUUUUUUAUACAAAAACCUUAUUAACGAGUUGAAGCUUACAACAUAAGUGCUCGUUCAACAAAUUUUAGUAACGAUGCAUCUUAAGAUUGUGUUUUCUAGACUUAAGAUCAUUAAACAUGGUGCACUGUUCGUAUGCGGCUCGCAUGGAUGUUACAUCAUAAAACCAGUGAAAUUGGUUGUUCUAGGAGAUUUAUCCUUUGAACAUUUAUUAUGUAAUCUCUAUUGGACUACUUGAAACGUGUUAGUAAAGUAUAAUUUAUAUCCGGAACCGCCUUGAAAUUCUUAAAUUUAAAAACUAAAAUUUGAAAACUGAACAAUUUCUAAAUUUGAACAUUCGGCGGUACUGUCUAUAUUCGUGCUUUACCUAACACAACGUUUGAUACAAAAAUUGCUACAAUGUUACUUUGUAUUGAAGAUGAACUUUCCAAUUAGAACGAUACAUACCGAAUAAUUUUCAAUUUAUAUAUAUAAGGCGUAUCUAAGAUACUUCUGUUGUUUAUGUGUUCUAUUUCUAAGUAUGUGUUUAUCGUGAAAUGAACACCUGCCGUACACGCUGUAUAGCGACACAGACUUAUUGCAUAUUUUGGUACCGAAGUACUUUUUUGAAUUAAUGUAUGCAUCUCUCACGCACUGUGUUCAUCUAACAUUUACACGUUGAUGUUCAACAUGCUGAAUUUUCUAAUGUUUCCUGUUUGCUGAUGGACUGUUUUCGCACUAUACGCGUUUGAUCGUACAGAAAUGUUCGAUUGAAGAUCUUCAAUCACUCGGUAUUGUUAAUUAAUUGUACAACACGUUGUUUAGUCGUCUUGCGAUGCAAUUCCAUUGCAACUACCACUGAUCUUGUAACGACACAUUCAAUUUGUCUGAAUACGCUUUUAGUAUUUGCGUUUCAUAAUGUUUGCUUAUUGUUAGUACAACGUAGGAGUAAUGAAUAUUAUUAAGGCGAAAUUUAACAGCACGAAGGUACACGCAACAAAGACAUUUGUGCAUAAGAAAUUGUAAGGCUACGAUAAUUGUUAUUUAAUCUUGUAUAAAAAGGAAACACUAGAACAAUAGAGAUUUUCAUUUUGUUGUAAUUAAUAGCGUUUACAUUUUUCUAGUUUUUAUAACUUCGAUGUCAUACGAAAUUGCUCUUUCUAAAACUGGCCUGUAAAUUCGCUUGGAAAACUUAAAACCGUAUGCAGUAAUUAGUUUGAGAUGUAUCGUUAGCAGAUCGAUUUCGUAAGAUUAUAAUCAAAAUAGAAAUAUCGUGUUAGCGUUCUCUUGAAUCCAAACAAAAAAUAUUGACAAGAAAAGAAAGAUAGCGUUACUGUAAUAUAGAAGUACCUCUAUAAGUUUCUACAAUCGUAAAUUACAUUAAGAAAUCGUGCUCUUAAAACGCUGUUAAACUGUGAAGAAGUUGCGUUAAAUUCUACAUUUGUUGCGUGCCGUUCGACUGAAUAAGAAUGUACUUAAGUUUCUUGUCGGGAAUCUCUGUAAAAACAUCCGGUCGAUGGUAGUGAAAGCUAACACGAAUUCCGUAUAACCAUACACUGCGCAUUUAUUUGUGAGAUAAGAAAUACAUUAGCCGAAUGAAUGUGUAAUUCCUUUUAUAUUAGAAAAAAGAUGUCAAAUAAAAUUAUGUUGCUUCAUACAAGAA